This is a messenger RNA of Mercurialis annua (annual mercury), 2679 nucleotides long. Its product is annotated as ATP-dependent zinc metalloprotease FTSH 4, mitochondrial. The record is from RefSeq and is a predicted model, not a curated record. Gene Ontology annotation, biological process: proteolysis. The coding region runs from base 218 to 2356 and encodes 712 amino acids. Gene Ontology annotation, molecular function: ATP-dependent peptidase activity; ATP binding; metalloendopeptidase activity. Lineage: Eukaryota; Viridiplantae; Streptophyta; Magnoliopsida; Malpighiales; Euphorbiaceae. The transcript is spliced from 7 exons. Gene Ontology annotation, cellular component: chloroplast thylakoid; membrane.
UAUUUAGUGAAUACUAAUAAAAUGAAAAACAGUCAAAAAAAUAAAAAGAAGACCAUAAAUUCAUAACCCCUCUUCCUCUAGAAUCUCCAUUUUCAUUUCGUUUCUUCGCAUCCAAACACGCCUCACCUACACCCAAUUCAUAAAUUGAAAGCUUGUACGGAAUUAAUUACCCAAAUCGAAGAAUAAAGAUCGUGUAUUCGGUCUCUGUGACCUGCCCAUGGCUUGGCGACGCUUAAUUACUCAGGUUUCAAGGCAUCAAUCAGAGUUGAGACAAUGCAAAAAUCUGCUUGCUGGAACAUCUUUUCCUGUUAACAAGUUUGGAGGUAGUGCAGGAAAUGGAUUUUUAAACACUCAAAGUAGGUUUAGGUCUAGCUAUGUGGGUAGCUUUGCUCGCAGAGUGCGUGAUACAGAUGAAGCAAGUGAGAUUGCACAGCUUCAAGAACUUUACCAUCAAAAUGAUCCUGAAGCAGUGAUAAGAAUAUUUGAAAGUCAAUCGUCGUUGCAUAGUAACCCUUCAGCGAUUUCUGAAUAUGUUAAGGCAUUGGUCAAAGCUGACAGGCUUGAUGGCAGUGAGUUGCUCAAGACCUUGCAGAGAGGCAUUUCUGGCUCAGCAAGGCAGGAAGAAAGCAUUGGAGGUCUUUCUGCUUUAAGAAACAUGGGAAAAUCAACAAAAGAUGGGAUGCUUGGUACUGCUGCUGCACCUAUUCAUAUGGUGGCAUCAGAAGGAGGUCAUUUUAAAGAGCAGCUGUGGCGUACUGUUCGUACUAUCGCUCUAGCGUUUCUAGUGAUUUCUGGUAUAGGAGCACUUAUUGAGGAUAGAGGAAUAAGCAAAGGACUUGGUCUGCAUGAGGAGGUGCAACCCAGCAUGGAAUCUAACACAAAAUUUAGUGAUGUAAAGGGAGUUGAUGAGGCAAAGCAAGAGCUAGAAGAAAUUGUUCAUUAUCUUCGAGAUCCAAAGCGCUUUACUCGUCUAGGUGGCAAGCUCCCAAAAGGUGUUUUACUCGUAGGCCCACCUGGCACCGGUAAGACUAUGUUAGCUAGAGCUAUUGCUGGUGAAGCUGGAGUUCCUUUCUUCUCAUGCAGCGGGAGUGAGUUUGAGGAGAUGUUUGUUGGAGUUGGAGCCAGGAGGGUGAGGGAUCUUUUUUCUGCUGCAAAGAAGCGGUCACCAUGCAUCAUUUUUAUUGAUGAAAUAGAUGCUAUCGGGGGAAGCCGUAACCCUAAAGAUCAACAGUAUAUGAAGAUGACUUUGAAUCAGUUGCUUGUUGAAUUAGACGGCUUUAAGCAAAAUGAAGGAAUUAUUGUGAUUGCAGCUACAAAUUUUCCAGAAUCACUGGACAAGGCCCUGGUGAGACCUGGACGGUUUGACCGCCACAUUGUCGUUCCUAAUCCAGAUGUAGAAGGAAGGCGUCAGAUUAUGGAGUCCCACAUGUCAAAGGUCUUGAAGGGUGAUGAUGUGGAUUUAAUGAUCAUAGCGAGAGGGACUCCUGGGUUUUCAGGAGCUGAUCUUGCGAACUUGGUAAAUAUUGCUGCUCUCAAGGCUGCAAUGGAUGGUGCUAAGGCGGUAACCAUGGCUGAUCUGGAAUAUGCAAAAGACAAAAUCAUGAUGGGAAGUGAACGCAAGUCGGCUGUAAUAUCUGAUGAGUCGAGAAGGUUAACAGCUUUUCAUGAAGGCGGGCAUGCCCUUGUGGCAAUUCAUACUGACGGCGCUCUUUCAGUUCACAAGGCAACAAUUGUUCCUAGAGGCAUGUCUCUUGGCAUGGUAGCGCAAUUGCCUGACAAAGACGAGACUAGUAUAUCCCGCAAACAGAUGCUUGCUCGGCUUGAUGUCUGCAUGGGAGGGCGGGUUGCGGAGGAGCUUAUCUUUGGAGAAAAUGAAGUUACCUCAGGGGCAUCUUCCGAUCUCCAACAAGCUACUAGUCUUGCAAGAGCAAUGGUUACUAAGUAUGGCAUGAGUAAGGAAGUCGGUGUUGUCACCCACAAUUAUGACGAUAACGGAAAGAGCAUGAGCACUGAGACGAGACUUCUUAUCGAGCAAGAAGUAAAGAAUUUUCUCGAAAGGGCUUACAACAAUGCAAAGACAAUUCUGACCACCCAUAGCAAGGAGCUUCAUGCACUGGCUAAUGCUUUGCUCACCCAUGAAACACUCACAGGGACUCAAAUUAAAAGUCUGCUUGCGCAAGUAAACUCCCAGCAGCCGCAGCAACAACAGAAGCAGCAACCGAUAAUUGCAACACCGCAAUCGAAUCCUGUGCCUCCUUCGACUCCUAGUCCUGCAGCAUCUGCAGCGGCAGCUGCAGCUGCUGCUGCUGCAACUGCAGCCGCGAAAGCUAAAGGUGUUGCUCCUGUCGGAUCUUGACGGAAAGAGGGUAUUGCUAUUGGCUAUCAAUUUGAUUCGAUGUGCAUAUAGUGAUUGACUAGCAAGACGUUACUAUGUCCAAUUGUAGCUUGUUUGCUGCCGGAAAAUUUUGUUUGUGCAUCAUUGUGAGUCUUGAUUUAGAUUGACCACAAGCUGUAUACGAUUUACGGCAGUAAGAAAAUCAUGCCAAAUGUAGCAGUUAUGUAAGAGCACAUGGGUGAACGUCCACAGCGGAGACCUUUUUUUUCUUUUUCAUUUUACGGACUUUGCUUAUACAGUUUCAAUAAAUAUCAAAUUUAGGCAGAAAAGAACUUUUGUUUUUA